AUGUCGCCAAACAGCCCCCAACAUCGCCGCCUUCGCAUCCCAUCAGCCAUCUGCUCCUGCGACGAUAUCUUAUUGUUGUCCGCCCUUCCCUCUCCCUUAUUGUCUCUCCUGCCGUUAUCUCUUCCCGAUAAAGGUGCGUGCAGGCGCCCUCCCUCGCCCUCGCCCACGCUCAGAGCAGAGCAGCAGUGUCAGAGUCAAUUCUCCCUCCCCGACACGGCGCUGCCGAUAUUGACAUUGUACCCUCUCUCGCUUGUCCGACACAUCCCGGAUGCGUGCACACCUCGUGUCGUCAGUGUUCGUAAAUCGGAAACGAUAUCGUCCCUCGCGAAAGUUGGCCAUGACACAUCCCUGAGUAUAUCGGUAUUAUCUGGGGAUCGACUUGCCACGCUUGUCCGAGUGCUCUAUCCGGCAGGUCUGACCCUGUCCCCCUCCCCCAGGCCCGUCCUGUCGACGCCCACACUGAAUGGCAUCUCCUCCCUGGGAGGCCCCGCCAUCUCCUGUGGAUCCGAUCGCUCUGGGAUCACCCAUCCCCCUCUUCACCACGUUCGCCGUGAAGGGACAACGCGACAUCCACGCUCCCGCCCCCCGACGCCGCCGCCGCCGCCCACAGUGGUCGUGAUUUCCCACCCCCCUCCCCGUGCCGGAUAUCCCAUGACCCUCUCGCCCGACGCCGGUCCAUACGGUCCUGGCGGAAAUGAACCGAUGCCGCACUCUCCCGGACCGACUCAGGGCAAUCGCGCACGAGGACCACGCAGCCAGGGUCGGGGGGUCACAAAUCAUAUGCGCAACCGCUACUCCCGCCCCUCCUGCCGGCCUCAUCGACAGCCGCGACUACAUCCACGGAGACAUAUCCGCCCUCUCGCUUUGUUGCCAAAUAAGGAAACUUCGAACUACCUGUCCGGAGACUCGGCAUCCCUCACCUUGCUAUCGGAUCCCGCGCGCCGUGUAUAG
Messenger RNA from Fibroporia radiculosa, 951 nucleotides. RefSeq lists its product as uncharacterized. Bases 1 to 951 code for a protein of 316 amino acids. The transcript has a single exon. NCBI's taxonomy places the organism in Eukaryota, Fungi, Basidiomycota, Agaricomycetes, Polyporales, Fibroporiaceae. The record is from RefSeq and is a predicted model, not a curated record.